Messenger RNA from Sphaeroforma arctica JP610, 698 nucleotides. RefSeq lists its product as hypothetical. Gene Ontology annotation, molecular function: amino acid transmembrane transporter activity. Gene Ontology annotation, biological process: amino acid transmembrane transport. The record is from RefSeq and is a predicted model, not a curated record. Lineage: Eukaryota; Ichthyosporea; Ichthyophonida. Gene Ontology annotation, cellular component: vacuolar membrane. Bases 35 to 649 code for a protein of 204 amino acids. The transcript has a single exon.
AGGCCACUCCACAUAUCCCACGCAAAUCUCUGAGAUGAAACGCCCCCACGACUGGAACAAACUGUUCCCUUACUGCUGGGCCAUCGUAGCCCUCAUACUCUUCUCCACCGGGAUUGUUGGCUUCCUUGGUUACGGGUCGGCUACCAAGGAUAUCAUCUUCCUGUCCAUGGCACCUGACAAUGGCAUCAGCACCACCGCCGCCGUGUUCUUCUUACUGUAUGGCUUAUAUACCAUUCCACUUUGGAUUAACGUUUUAUUCCAGACGUUUGAACGCCGCUGGGGUAUCCCCACACACACACAUCGCGGCGAACGGGUGUGCAUGUGCGGAUUGUCUUUGAAUCCGUUCGUCGCACGGCUCAUGUUCCGAACUUCCAUCCUCGCAGCUCAACUAACCAUCGCCCUAGCCAUUCCCUAUUCUUUUGGGUACCUACAGGCCCUGGUGGGGUCGUGCGCUAUAGCGCUGGGGACCUUUAUCCUCCCCGCAAUCAUGUACCGACACUUUAAGAGGAAGCAGCUGGGUAUGCGGUCGCUGGGAGGCUUGUACUUUAUUAUGUUGGUGGGUGGGGUGAUACUGGUGUGUGGGACCAUUGUGGCGAUCAUCAAUAUCGUUAACCAUAUCAGCGAAUAUUCUCUGUUCGGGGGCUUUUAGAACAGGGCAGUCGCCUCGGGCAAGGCAGGGCAGUCGCCUCGGGCAAGGC